Cucurbita pepo subsp. pepo (vegetable marrow) is the source of this 940-nucleotide messenger RNA. Its product is annotated as transcription factor bHLH149. NCBI's taxonomy places the organism in Eukaryota, Viridiplantae, Streptophyta, Magnoliopsida, Cucurbitales, Cucurbitaceae. The record is from RefSeq and is a predicted model, not a curated record. Gene Ontology annotation, biological process: regulation of DNA-templated transcription. Gene Ontology annotation, molecular function: protein dimerization activity.
CUUUCUUUAAAAAUUAGCCUCCCGUCUUCCUUUUCUUCUCCUCAACUAAACCUAAACCCUCUCUCUCUCUCUCUCUCUCUCUCUCUCUCUAGCUUCCUCCAUUGCCAACCAUUCUCAAGCUCUAACCAAUUCUCAUUUUCGCCUCUCUGGCUCAAUUUUCCUUGCUGAAAUCCAAAGAUUGUUUAAGCUUUGACGGUGUUUGUGCUUGUGCUUGUGCUUGUGUGUUGCUGGAUUGAUUUCUUGAGAUGGAUGCGAUUGCUUCGAACUUAGAAGAGUCGAGAAGUUCUGAUUUCACGGAGCAGCGGCCGAGUAAACGCCGAAAAAUCGAAUCGGAGAAUCAAGCGGCGGAGAUUUGCAGCGCCAGAUCUACGGAUUUAAAAAGACGGUGGAGAACAGAGUCGGAGCAACAGAUUUACUCUUCGAAACUAGUCGAGGCGCUUCACCGCGUAACUCGGAGAACCGCAUCGCCGCCAGCGAAAUCUUCAAUCAACGGCCGAAAAGUCCGCGAGACGGCGGACACAGUCCUUGCCGUUGCCGCCAAAGGCAAGACUCGCUGGAGCAGAGCCAUCCUGACGAAUCGGCUCGAGCUCAAACUCAAGAAUCACAAGAAGGCGAAGCCGGCUGGAAACUGUUUCCGGCCGAAGAAAUUGAAAAUUAGGUACGAGACGAGAAAAUUGCCGACGGUACAGAGGAAAGUUCAAACUCUCGGGCGCCUGGUUCCCGGCUGCCGUAAAAUCUCAUUCCCGAACCUCCUUGACGAAGCUACGGAUUAUAUCGCCGCUCUACAGAUGCAGGUCCGCGCCAUGACAGCCGUCGCCGAGCUUCUCGCCGGCACUCCGGCUGAUCAACAACAAAGCUUCAGAACAAAUUCGUAGAAGCCACUUCCAAGGCUUGUAAUGCCAGGUGUUUCCGUUUAAUCUUUUUUUUUUUUUCUUCUUUU